Molecule: messenger RNA, 3894 nt
Organism: Ahaetulla prasina
Lineage: Eukaryota; Metazoa; Chordata; Lepidosauria; Squamata; Colubridae
Gene: TGIF2
Product: TGFB induced factor homeobox 2
Exons: 3
Coding region: 288-1130 (280 amino acids)
Biological process (GO): regulation of transcription by RNA polymerase II
Molecular function (GO): RNA polymerase II cis-regulatory region sequence-specific DNA binding; DNA-binding transcription factor activity, RNA polymerase II-specific
Source: RefSeq, a predicted model, not a curated record
UGGAAGAGCAGAGCUGACGUCAGCCCGAGAGGUAGUUUCCAGGCUGAGCUGUCAGACCGUAUAGCAGGUUAGGUAUUAAAGGCACAUCUAACAGCCCCGAGACCCCUCCUCUUAGACGGCCUGAGCGCACACAAAGAAGUCGCAUCUCCUCGGCCGGCCAGGAGCCAGCAGCAACAGCAACUAGUGCUCGCCUCGGCCGAGGCUUUGGAGACAAACACUGCCUGGAGCUCGGCCAGGAGGGGACUGGUGGGGGGGCGGCGGGAGUGGGAAGCGGCGCAAGACAGAAAAUGAAACCGUCGCGGAAAAGUUUGAACCAAGACAGAUCUACCAACAGUUCCACAAUGUCCGACAGUGACUUUGGGGAAGAUGAUGGGAACAUUUCUCAGGAUACAUCCCAGCCUGGCAAGAGGAAACGAAGGGGCAAUCUUCCCAAAGAGUCUGUCAAGAUUCUGCGGGAAUGGCUGUAUGAACAUCGGUUCAAUGCGUACCCUUCAGAGCAAGAGAAACUCAGCCUUUCAGGACAAACAAGCCUCUCUGUUCUACAAAUUUGCAAUUGGUUCAUCAAUGCCAGGCGCAGACUUCUCCCCGAUAUGCUGCUAAAGGAUGGCAAAGACCCAAACCAGUUCACUAUUUCUCGCCGAGGCACCAAAGCCAGUGAUGUAGCACUUUCCCGUGGAUCUGCUGCAGGUUCUGGACUCCUGAUGGUGCCUCCUCCUGCUGCUGCUGCUGCAGCCACGACAUCCAAGGUCCUCUCCAUGUCUGUGUGCCCUCCUGUGAUCUGCCAGACUUCUCGCCCACUGGCUGGCAACUUGACUGUGAUGACUGGAGACCUAGAGAAACGAUCCAUGCUCCAGCGGAUUGAGCUGGAAUCCCAUACCAAGCAGUCACAGCUGAGUGCAACAGGCAGCACACUGGCUCUUCUCACCCGGGCAGAUGCCUCCAGUCCCACCAGUGGACUCUUCAACACGCCUCCUCCAACACCACCUGAGCUCUUCGGAGAGGACUUCAGCAGCUUCCAGUUGCUGGUGGAAGUGGCUCUGCAAAGGGCAGCUGAGCUUGACUCACAGAAGCUGAGCGGGCAACUGCCUCCAUCACCACAGAGAGAAUCUUCUCCGGCAAAAAACAAGUAACUUCCUGCAGCCUCUUGUUUCCUUUUGGAGCCAGCCUUUUCCUUUUCCCCCCCUCAGGAUUUCUUUUCUGUUGGCCUUUGCAGCGAGAGCUCCCAUUAGAAGUUAAUGCUGUGAUACGGUUUCUUGUCAAACCGGGAACUGUUACGCUGGAAGCCUCCAUUCUUCUCUAUGCUGCCAGCUGAUCUUGGAUACAAGGCACCCCCAACUUCUGCAUAAACAUUUCCCUCAAAAGGAGGGCACACUACUUCAUCCUUUGGGUUGGCAUCAGGCUAUGGAUCUCAAGUCAGUAUCUCUCUGAAGCCACCUGGAGGAGAUGGUCUGUUUAGGAGUUCCUGGCUCCAGGCUGUUCUUGGAAGGACCCCAAACUUGAACAUCUUCUGAGAAGAUGUAGUUGCUGGAUGAUGAUUUUAUAAUGUUUGACUUUUUUAAAAAAUGUGGAGGAUUUAGACAAUACUUACUUCCUUCUCGCCCCUCCCCUCUCCCCCAGAUUUUCAAAACUUACUGACAUGGACUAGGAUGGAAAAAAUGGUCCAAAGCAAUUUAUCAGAAACAAAUACUCCCCCUUUGAUAAGGGAAGACAAGCAAAGAGCCUAUUUCACCACCUUCGGCUUUUUUUAUAUAUAGUACAUAAUUUCCUUGGAGGGGCAGGGAAAUAUUUCUAUUCCCCUCUCAUUUUCUUUUAAAAGUUGUACCAUGUUGUAGCAUAUUGUUGAACUGGUGUGAAUAUGUGGCUGGUCCUUACAUCACACCUGAUGGGCGUCUCCCAUAAUGAACAAACAAAUUGGCAGCCUUUAAAGAUUGUGGCAUUCUUCUUUCUGUUGGACAGGAAGAGCAGUUGAGCAUCGCCUUGUGAAUAUUGGUGCCAGUAAAAGAAAUUUAAAAAGCAUUAUGGUGCUUUGGAUGAUCCACUUUAGGUGCGGGCAGAAAGUUAGCUGUUUUUUUGUUUUGUUUUUUGGAUCAUUGGGCAUUCUUCUGUCUACUCCUUCUUCCAUUUGUCCUGAUAAGUACAAUGCUAGAAGAGAGAGAGGACUAUGCUGGCAGAAGGGUAGCCAUAAACUGCGGAGAGGGCAUUUCAAAGGUGUGGAGGAGGAGUAAGAGACGAAAAACAAAAUAUUCAAAUGUGAAGUUGCUUUAAACAAUGCUUUCUCCUUUUUUUUAAUUUUGGAACGUGAACUGUAUCUCUGUGUGACUUUGGGAAUCUUGUGGCAUCUCUGACAAGAUGCGCUGACAAAACUACCUAUACAAAUCAACAAGAAUUCGUUCUGACUUGGGUAUUUUUGUAUCCUUGCUUUCAUCAUGCUGAAUGUAGUUGCUCCUUUGCUGAUGGAGCAAGGGUGCCCUCUCAUGGCCAAGAAGGGAAGUCAAAACAGAUCAGGGCUUCCAUUCUACUGGCAAUUCUGAUGAUCACUCGCUCUCAUGUGAUAUUCAUAUCUCUCAUAUGUCUAUAGUCUCAAUGGACCCAAUAAUAAUAGUUUAUUAUUCAAAAUUAGAGAAAAGGGUACACUUUGGAUUUAGAUGGAGGGAAAUCAAGGCUUGUCUGUUAUCAUUUUAGAAGACAGACCAGUAAGAAUGCAUUCAUCUUUUCAUAUCCUCUUUUGUCCUGAGUUCAAGACCUCGCACAAGAAUGGCAUAAUACCUUGGGUGGUGGUAGGGUCAUCCACCUCUUUUUUGAAUAGUGCUGUUUCACUGUAAAUGUAAGUUAAAUAGUGAUCUAUUAUAUACACCUAUAUAUCUAUCUUGAGAAACACUAAUGUUAGAGGGUGUUAGCCUAAUUAUUAUGUUGCAUGAAUAGUAAAGAUAAAAGCCCAGCAGAAGACAACUUCCUCUUGGAUAAUCUUUGAACCAGGCCUAGAAGCCGGUGGGUGAUUGAUUUCAUGGUAGAUUUUGGGAGGAGAAUAAAUGUUUUGUAGGAAAAUUAGAGCCCAAGUGGGAGGCCUUAUGGCUUCUAUCAAUGUUGAGAGUGCCUUCCCCCUCAACCUUCUCCCCUUCCCCCUGGAAAGUGCUACUAAGACAAUUAGUACAAACCCACAAUUGCUGCUGGACACAGCCUUGUCCAUUCCUCUCUCUUUUUGGUGCUCUUUAACCCUUAGUCCCAUGUCAUUGAUGGUAUGUAGCAAACUGUGCCUAGAGAGCUGCCAUUUCAACCCAAAGUCACCUUUAAAAUAACACAAAGGUGCUUCCUCCCCCUCCCUUAAAAAGCCCACAGAAUUGCCUUAGAAAAAGCUUAAGCUGUUCAUUUAUUUUGUUGGAGGGCAUUCAUCAGUCUUGUGUCCAGUUUUCAUCCUUAAUUGAAUUCUGGAUAGUGAACAUAUCAGUUCUUUGAUCUCUUUUUCAAAUCCUUUUAAAAGGAAACCACUCAAGGUUUUCUAGAAUGUGCAGCAACAUUUCAUUUUCUUAUUGUUUGGAAUUGGGCAUUAUUUUAAUGUACUAUUGAAAUGGAAAUUCCUUGAACAGCUGUGUCCCAGGUCCCUCCUAAAUACACCUUUGGCUAGUAACGUACUUGACUUUAAUGGUACAUACAUCACUGAUUUCCUUUAGAGUGGGACCAGUGUGGUUAAAUAAUACACAGGAUAUCUAACGGGCUGUAGAAAGUGCCUAAACAGAUCUGAAACGUUAGUAUAAAAGAAAAUUUAAAAUCCAGUUCCUACAAUGCGCUGCUCUUUGUUAUACUGCUGUACUUUGUCCUAAUGAUGCAAAUAUAUUGUUUCAGGUGGGAUGGGAACUUUGCAAAAGAGAAAGUAUUCUUUUGCUUGAACUUUAUGGA